UUGCAAACAAUUAACUUCGCUGCUUGUGCUUUUGAGACAACGUUAGUUACUACAACACACUUAUCCUCAUUUUCUAGCUUCUUCCUUUUGUUUCUUGGUUCCUCUUCUUCUUCAAGCUUUCCACUUCCAAGGUUGUCGUUCCUUAGUGAAGGUUCCAACUUCAACAUGACGGUGACACCUAAGAUCUCGGUUAGUGAUGAUGGAAACCUGGUGGUUCACGGCAAGACCAUACUGAGUGGUGUGCCAAAGAACAUUUUGCUGUCUCCAGGAACUGGAGAUGGCCUUAUGACAGGUGCAUUUAUUGGUGCUACUUCUUCCAACAGCAAAAGCCUCCAUGUCUUUCCCAUGGGUGUCUUAGAGGAUCUUCGGUUCUUGUGUUGUUUCCGGUUCAAGUUGUGGUGGAUGACUCAUAGAGUUGGAACUUGUGGGAGGGAUGUGCCAUUGGAGACUCAAUUCAUGCUUAUAGAGUGCAAAGACAGUAAAGAUCACCAGCAUAAUUCUCCAACAGUCUACACUGUCCUGCUUCCUCUCUUGGAAGGCCAGUUCCGGGCUGUUCUACAAGGCAAUGACAAAAAUGAAAUAGAAAUUUGCCUUGAGAGUGGAGAUCCUGCUGUUGAGACCAAUCAUGGUCUUCACUUGGUCUACAUGCAUGCUGGAACCAACCCCUUUGAAGUCAUCAACCAAGCUGUCAAGGCUGUAGAAAAGUAUAUGCAAACGUUCCUUCACCGUGAGAAGAAAAGAUUGCCAUCUUUUCUUGACUGGUUUGGCUGGUGCACAUGGGAUGCUUUCUAUACUGAUGUUACAGCAGAGGGUGUUGAAGAAGGCCUCAAAAGCUUAUCAGAGGGAGGUACAUCUCCACGGUUCCUCAUCAUAGAUGAUGGUUGGCAACAGAUUGAAAGUAAACCAAAGGACGCUGAUUCUGUUGUACAAGAAGGAGCACAGUUUGCUACUAGGCUGACUGGUAUUAAAGAAAAUACUAAAUUUCAAAAGAAUGCAGAGAGCAACGACACAAUCUCCGGUCUGAAGCAUGUUGUACAAGAAGCAAAGCAACGCCACGGUGUGAGACAUGUUUAUGUUUGGCAUGCUCUAGCUGGUUAUUGGGGUGGAGUGAAGCCUGCAGCAAGUGGCAUGGAACAUUAUGACACUGCUUUAGCAUAUCCGAUACAGUCUCCAGGUAUCCUAGGAAACCAACCAGACAUUGUCAUGGACAGCUUGUCUGUGCACGGCUUGGGCCUGGUGCAUCCAAAGAAGGUUUUUGAUUUCUACAAUGAGCUCCAUGCUUACUUAGCCUCAUGUGGAGUAGAUGGUGUCAAGGUUGAUGUGCAGAACAUUAUUGAGACCCUAGGUAGUGGACAUGGUGGAAGGGUUUCACUCACACGCAGCUAUCAUCAGGCGCUUGAGGCCUCUGUUGCUCGGAAUUUUCCUGACAAUGGAUGCAUUGCCUGCAUGUGUCACAACACUGAUGGCCUUUAUAGUUCCAAGCAGACUGCUGUUGUGAGAGCAUCUGAUGACUUUUACCCACAUGAUCCUGCUUCCCACACCAUUCAUAUUUCAUCUGUUGCUUAUAACACACUUUUCCUUGGAGAGUUCAUGCAACCUGACUGGGAUAUGUUUCAUAGUUUACAUCCAGCGGCAGAGUAUCAUGCUGCAGCUCGUGCGAUCAGUGGAGGUCCAAUUUAUGUUAGUGAUAAGCCAGGAAGGCACAAUUUUGAUCUUCUCAAGAGACUGGUUCUGCCUGAUGGUUCAGUUCUUCGUGCUCAGUUGCCUGGCCGGCCUACUGUUGACUCUCUCUUUGUUGAUCCAGCAAGAGAUGGGACUAGCUUUCUCAAGAUAUGGAACUUGAACAAAUGCUCUGGCGUGGUUGGUGUAUUCAACUGCCAAGGUGCUGGUUGGUGCAAAAUUCAGAAGAAAACCCGAAUUCAUUGUCCAUCUCCUGUGACACUCACAGGCUGUGUUUGUGCCUCUGAUGUGGACCUCAUUGCUGAAGUAGCAGGUGAUGAUUGGCAUGGUGACACCAUUGCUUAUGCCUACAGAUCAGGUGAAAUAAUCCGGCUUCCAAAAGGUGCUUCGGUGCCCGUGACACUAAAAGUUCUAGAGUAUGAACUUUUCCAUUUCUGUCCAAUCAAGGAAAUUAUGCCAAGUAUUUCAUUUGCACCAAUAGGGCUAUUGGAUAUGUUAAACAUUGGAGGUGCUGUGGAACAGUUUGAAGUCUUUAAAGAAUCUGAAGUGCCUGAAGGAGAUAAAUCACCAAAAGCAACUAUUAGCCUCAGUGUGAGGGGAAGUGGGAGAUUUGGGGUUUACUCCUCCCAGUGCCCACUGAAGUGUGUGGUAGGUGACAAUGAAAGAGAGUUCAACUAUGACUCAGAGAGUGGGUUGACAACCUUCUGCAUCCCUGUGCCUGAAAAGGAGAUGUACCGUUGGAAGAUAGAGAUACAAAUCUGAGUUUCAAGUCUUAGUAAACAACACUGGGAGAGAGAUUUUGUUGUAAUAACAUCACAUGUAGCAGUAGCAUAGUGUGGGGUGUGGGUUUGGUAUAAUGGGUGUAUUUGUUGUGGUGGGGUACAAAAGGUUUUUCUUUUAUUUUUAGUGAAACUUAACACGUUUUUUAAGUUUUGAGUGAGUUCAUGAUGUUCUUUCUUGUACUUGGGAAUAAUACAGUAGGAAAAGGGGGGAAAACUGUACGAAGUAUGAUCAUUUGGAUGUGUUUGUAACUUGUAAGUGGGCAAGUUAAUGGUUACAACGAGGCAAGGAGCAAUUUGUAUUACUGCUAAGUGCUGU
Molecule: messenger RNA, 2778 nt
Organism: Cajanus cajan (pigeon pea)
Lineage: Eukaryota; Viridiplantae; Streptophyta; Magnoliopsida; Fabales; Fabaceae
Product: putative galactinol--sucrose galactosyltransferase 2
Molecular function (GO): raffinose alpha-galactosidase activity
Source: RefSeq, a predicted model, not a curated record